CUUAGUACAGAUGCUGGGUGUAAUUAGUAUCUUUGAGAUAUUAAUAUUUUUUAUAUAAAAUAAUCAUAAUAGAUAGACAAAUAAUAAAAAUAGAUACACAUACAUUUAUUGAUCAAAUUCGGAAGAUAUUGAUUUCUAGCUAUUGGUUAAAUUUAGAAUACAUUGAUUCUUUUUAAUUACUAAAUUAUUACAAUGCCUAUCUAUUCCAAAUGGAGGGAGUAUAUGUUAAGAGGGUGGCGGCCACAAGAGCAACACACCCUGAAAAGAAAAGAUAAUGGCCAUGCUCCAGCUCCUCAUCCAACAAUGGACGCUCUUCCUCUGCCUCAUGGUGUCUGUCCCAUUGUUGCUUCUGCUAGCGAGGAGGUCAUUCGCUGGGAAAGGGCUAAAGCUGCCGCCUGGCCCAGCGCGGCUGCCAGUGAUUGGUAACCUGCACCAGCUAGCAGGCCCUCUGCAGCAUAGGACCCUAGCGGAGCUGGCGCGGCGGUAUGGCCCCGUGAUGCUGCUGCGGCUGGGCGCAACACCGACGUUGGUGGUGUCCUCGGCGUCGGCGGCGCGUGAGGUUCUGAAGACGCACGACUUGGACUGCUGCACCCGGCCGGCAAUGCCGGGGCCGAAACGGCUGUCGUAUGGGUUCAAGGACGUGACGUUUGCGCCUUACGGCGAGCAGUGGCGCGAGCGGCGCAAGCUCUUCAUCACGGAGCUCCUCAGCAUGCGCCGCGUCAAGGCCGCAUGGGGCGCGCGCCAGGUGCAGAUAGAUAAGCUAAUGGCCAGCUUGAUCCCCAAUAAGCCGGUGGCCCUAGGUGAGCACAUCUACGGCCUCGUCAACGGCAUCAUCGGCACCGUGGCGUUCGGCAGCAUCUACGGCGUAGAGAUGGUGGCGCACAAGACACAGUUCCAUCGCGUGCUCGACGAGGCCUUGGACUUGCAAGCCACUUUCUCGGCCGAGGACUUCUUCCCAAACGCGGCCGGCCGCCUGGUCGACCGCCUUACCGGCCUCGUCGCCAGCCGCGAUCGGCUCUUUGCAAACAUCGACGCUUUCUUUGAGAUGGUCAUCGAGCACCAUCUGAACCCCAAAAGGGAGGGCAGCGAUCUCGUCGACGUAUUGAUCAGCUUCUCCAAGGAGCAGCCUGACUUCACCAGGGACCAUGUCAAGGCUAUCAUCAUGGACACGUUUGUGGGAGGUGUCAACACGAGCUCGGUGACCAUCAUGUGGGCGAUGUCCGAGCUGAUUCGGAACCCCGUGGUGCUGAAGAAAGUGCAGGAGGAGAUCAGAAUGGUGGCAGGAGGCAACGACAGGGUGCAGCCAGAGGACAUGCCCAAGCUAAGCUACCUCAAGAUGGUGGUGAAGGAGACCUUGCGGUUGUACCCGUCGGUGCCGCUGCUGCUGCCGCGGGAAACGAUGAGGCACAUCAAGAUCGGAGGCUACGACGUGCCUGCCAAAACGAGGGUGUUGGUGAACGCGUGGGCCAUCGGGAGGGACCCGGCGAGCUGGGGCGAGGACGCCGGAGAGUUCAACCCGGACAGGUUCGUGGACAAGGAGGUGAAUCUACAGGGCACGCACUUCCAGCUGCUUCCGUUCGGGGCCGGGCAGCGGAUGUGCCCGGGCAUUGCGAUGGCGCUGACCAACGUGGAGUUCACGCUGGCCAACCUGCUGUGUGGAUUCCAAUGGGAGCUGCCGGAGGGGACUAAGGCUGAGGAUGUGAGCAUGGAGGAGGUUGGCCUCCUCACAUUCCACCGGAAGACGCCGCUCGUGCUCGUGCCCACCGUCUACCACCCUGAGCGCCGACAGUAGUGACGUCCCGAUUAAUAAUCCGCUCUGUGAUGGUUGCCGGUGUGGGCAGUUGCGGGCGAACGAAUAAAUCAACAAAUGUUGUGUACGUAGACAUGCGAGCUUUGCCUCGCGUCCUCCAUUCCAUAGACAUGCGAGCUUUACCAGAGUACCAUUCAUAUUGUCGUAUAACUUUUAUGGCGCUGUCGGGCAUGUCUAUGCAUGCAUUUGGUGGCGGCAAAUGUUUUACUACCUUUGUAUCAACUAGUACAAAUGCCCGUGCGUUGCCACGGGACGCAAAUUUUAUUUCUAAAUACACAUA
Lolium perenne is the source of this 2090-nucleotide messenger RNA. RefSeq names its product 4-hydroxyphenylacetaldehyde oxime monooxygenase. The record is from RefSeq and is a predicted model, not a curated record. Gene Ontology annotation, molecular function: monooxygenase activity; oxidoreductase activity, acting on paired donors, with incorporation or reduction of molecular oxygen; heme binding. Lineage: Eukaryota; Viridiplantae; Streptophyta; Magnoliopsida; Poales; Poaceae.